CCCGGAAAAAAUCAGAGAGACGAAGCUCAGAGGUGUUGUUGAGGUAUUGUUACUGUUAGUAAAUUAUUUGACUAAUAAUUUGAAUGUUUUUGAAAUACAGGUACUUAAGGUAGAACGAGCAACUUUGAAGCUGUUGUACUUUUCUAGAAGCAUCUUCUCCACCGUAUCGGAAAUGUAUGAAUAGAGGAAAACUGUUGCUCUAUAAUGUUAUUUUGUGCCAUCAUCUUCUAACACGUACAAGUUUGAAGCAUCAUUAUUUUACCCAUUGAAGUGAAUGUGUUUGUUAUGCUUCAAAACGUUUCUUUAAGGACGUGUGUGAAAAGCUAAGAUAUAUUUCUAAGACUGUGUUGUUCUGGAAAGCUCCUUCUCCAUCUUGCAAGUCCCCAUGUACUGCCUGACUAAUAUUGUCUUCCUUAUUGAAUCUUAAAGCCUGCCUUUAUUGAUUGAAAAUAUUUUAAUGGCGAAUCAGGUAGUCAUCAGAACAACAACAAGAACUCAAAACGUCUGAGAUAUAUCAGUGUUAUGAUUAUAAAUGAAUUUCAGUUUUUGAAUUGAAUCACACUGGGCUGCAUAAUGGCACUGUUUCCUUGCAGCAAGAAAGUCCUGGGUUCAAAUCCUGGCCCAGGGUCUUUCUGCAUGAAGCUUCCAUGUUCUCUCCCUGUGCAUGCGCUGGUUCUCUCCAGGUACUCUGGCUUCCUCCUACAGUCCAAAAACAUGACUGUUAGGUUGAUUGGUUGCCCUGCGAUGGAUGGACUGGCGAUUUGUCUAGGGUGCAACCCGCCUCUCGCCUGUUGACAGGCUGGAGAUAGGCAACAGCAUUUGUUGUGACCUCACUAGGGAUAUUGGAGAUAUACUACUUUACUGAGAUGCCCCUCUACGCUUUGUGCCUGAUGUUAUGGGCUUCUGUUUCCACAGUACACCAGAGACUUAACCCAGCAUGUCAUCCACACCAAAUCAAAGCCCAGCUUUCACUUGCUCUAGCGAACCUGCUGGUCUGUCAGCUAAACGUAAGAGAAUGAAACAUUUCUCCAAAAAGCAGUUGAACAGCUUACGGAGAGAUUGUCGAAUAAACAUUGGCGGGGCCUUUCAAAGUUGGCGCGACCUCAAAGAUUCACAUGGAUUCAGGUCUGAUGCAGAGGUGGCCUUGCAUCUUCUUAAUGAAACAGAGACAUUUCCUCCUGUGUCUGGACCUGCUCAAGCCGGCGACAUGAGGCUAAAGAUCUCCCAGUCAGAAGUGCAAGCUCUGAUAGAGCAGGAGGUCCAUAAAGCUGUGGCAAAUAAAGAAAGGCAGAUUGAGAGCAUUAUACAACACAUUCAAGACACAAAUGAUGAAGCCAGCUUCGUAACGUCCAUUCAGAGACUAGAGAAUCGAGUCGAUGCCAUAACGAGGAGAGCGGAGGUGGCUCUCUCCCACUUAGCAAGUAUUCAGAAACAGAGUUCUGCGGCCUCCACUGGUAACACUGACAUCCUCGGGAAAGGCCCAGAGUACGACCCUCUGGAAGCCUCGUCACGGAUAGACUCAAUCAGAACAAAUUGUGAAGCGAAAAGUGGGGAGCUUCUCAAAAUGAUGGACACAACAAGAAACGCACUGAAGAAUAUUCGUGCUGACAAUGAGGUGUUGACCACUGCCUUGGCGGAUUUGGAGGACCCUCCUCCUGUUCUGACUCCUCUGUGUUCUCCUGUUUCUAAGGAAAGAAAAGUGGGACAAAACAAUCAGUGGUCAAGUAAUGAAGAUUUAUGUGAGAGGCCGCCGCCACCGUGUCUUAGUCCCUGUGACUCUCCAGAACUUAAGAAGAUUGCCAGUAUAAAAACAGAGGCAACAGGUUCCCGCAACGAAGACCGCGAUAAUGAGAAUCAAGACCAUUUCGACGAGCCCAUGGCUAAACGGUUAAAAAAAGAAGCUUCCCCUCCUCGCCACAGUAGGAGUCCCGCAUCCAAUGAUUUGGAAGGCAUAGAGUCGAUGAACAAUGCGGAGGACAUGCUCAUGUGUCCGCCUCUUCCCAACAUCCCCUUCCCAGCCGUCCUGAAGAAGGAAGCAGCUUCGUACAAGAUGCCUCCGAGAGUAGACGUAAAUCUGGCCUUCAUCAGGAAUCCGACUCGAGUCUCCGUCCUCUGGAACGUGGAGGACAAAGACCCCAAUUUGCCACCGAUGGAAAGCUACACCAUCCUGCUGACGAUGGAGACCUCUAAAGGGAGCGGCGUCUUCCUCAAGUGGGAUACUUAUGAUAAACUGCAGGCCAAGCCUCUGCCCAUGUGCGCUCUGAUCAAUAAGUUCAAGCGUGGGCACAAGCUGUGUGCUGUUGUGGUGGGCAAAGACAUAUUUGGUCGCUACGGACCCUAUAGUAAAGUUGUUACGGCGAUCCUACCGGACUAAUUCAGAAGAGGAUGCAGGCAGGACGAUUUUGAAACCUAAAAGCUUUCAUUUGUUGCAGAACUAUUUGUAAGUAAAACAAUAUGCACUCAAAUGCCUGUAAAAUUAAUUAAACACUGUAGCCUUAGAAAGAGGUCUCUUAAAAGUUUUAGUCAGGUUCUAGUUUUUUUAAAAUAAUUGCAGGCAAUCAAGAUUUUAACAAAAUGUUGGAUUUUGUUUAUUUGCUAAUAAAGUUCACUUUUAAAUGUUACUUUUCAUCAGCUGUUACAUUUUUUCCAUUGUAAAGUCAAAACGAUUUAACAUAUUUUAACAUAAAUUUUGUUGAAUAAAAUCUUUGUUACAUUUUA
Xiphophorus hellerii (green swordtail) is the source of this 2718-nucleotide messenger RNA. RefSeq names its product activating transcription factor 7 interacting protein 2 (gene atf7ip2). The record is from RefSeq and is a predicted model, not a curated record. Gene Ontology annotation, biological process: regulation of DNA-templated transcription. The transcript is spliced from 14 exons. Lineage: Eukaryota; Metazoa; Chordata; Actinopteri; Cyprinodontiformes; Poeciliidae. Gene Ontology annotation, molecular function: transcription coregulator activity; protein binding. Bases 938 to 2374 code for a protein of 478 amino acids. Gene Ontology annotation, cellular component: transcription regulator complex; nucleus.